AUGCAACCGUCAAAAAUUCCGUCGCUGCCUUAUUACCCAAAAAUUGUGCGACAACAUCCAACAGGAGAUCCUCCAUCGAACAACGGUGCUAAGACUUCUCGUCUUUAUUUUACAUCGGUAUCAAGGAUUUCCACUAACGGACAACAAAAUCGAAUAUACCCGAAAAUCGAAGAUACAUGUAUAAAAAUGGGCAAGUCACAACAUGCGAAAAUUGGUGAUCGUCAGUAA
Messenger RNA from Rotaria sp. Silwood2, 228 nucleotides. NCBI's taxonomy places the organism in Eukaryota, Metazoa, Rotifera, Eurotatoria, Philodinida, Philodinidae. The record is from the annotation of a GenBank genome assembly.